Molecule: messenger RNA, 7103 nt
Organism: Arvicanthis niloticus (Nile rat)
Lineage: Eukaryota; Metazoa; Chordata; Mammalia; Rodentia; Muridae
Gene: Rab22a
Product: RAB22A, member RAS oncogene family
Molecular function (GO): GTP binding; GTPase activity
Source: RefSeq, a predicted model, not a curated record
GCCUGUGAGCCGCGAACCCGCCGCCCCGCCCUCGCGGAGAAGGUGGCUGCCGAAGUGGGCGGGGAGGUCAGGUGACCCAGCUGGCGUCCCAAGAUGGCGGCCGCGGUGGCGCCGAGGAGGCCAAGGCGGUGUCCCGGCUGUUGAGGUGACUCCGCGGGACAAGUGACCGGUCGGCCGGACCGGAGGGCGGCGGCAGACGCACGGCCUCCCGAGUGCGCAGCCGGGACUUGGCGGUGAGGCAGCGGCGCCGGGGGAUGCUGGUGCUGGGCCGGGCCUCUCCCUCCUCAACUUAGGGCGGCGGCGGGCCCGCACCCCUGGUUCCCGGGCCAUGGCUCUGAGGGAACUUAAAGUGUGCCUGCUUGGGGAUACGGGUGUGGGUAAAUCGAGCAUCGUGUGGCGGUUCGUGGAAGACAGUUUUGAUCCGAAUAUCAAUCCAACCAUAGGGGCAUCUUUUAUGACCAAGACUGUCCAGUACCAAAAUGAGCUACAUAAAUUCCUAAUCUGGGAUACAGCUGGACAAGAACGAUUCCGUGCGUUGGCACCCAUGUACUACCGAGGGUCAGCCGCAGCCAUAAUCGUCUACGACAUCACAAAAGAAGAGACGUUUUCAACACUGAAGAACUGGGUGAGAGAGCUCCGCCAGCAUGGCCCUCCUAGCAUUGUGGUUGCCAUUGCAGGGAACAAGUGUGAUCUCACUGAUGUCAGAGAAGUCAUGGAGAGAGAUGCGAAGGACUAUGCUGACUCCAUUCAUGCCAUCUUUGUAGAGACCAGCGCAAAAAAUGCAAUAAACAUAAAUGAACUCUUUAUAGAAAUUAGUCGAAGAAUUCCAUCCACUGAUGCCAACCCGGCAUCUGGCGGCAAGGGCUUCAAACUCCGAAGACAGCCAUCGGAGCCAAAGCGAAGCUGCUGCUGAUGACCCAGGCCGUGACCUUGAUGAAGAAGCAGGUGGUCCUGGAUGCUCAUGCAGGAGAGCCGUGCCCUGCCACUGGCCGCCACCUCAUGCUCUUUAUGCAAAAAGGACUCAGAGAACCAGCUGUUUGGUUCUCUUGGAAGACUGCAGCAGGUAUUUCUGUCUGCAGACUUCUGUCGGUGGACUCUGGCAUGCAAAGGGACCAUGCAUGUCCUCGGCUGUUUACCUGGCUGAAAGGAGCAUCUGAUAUAUGGAUGGUAGGAUUGAAUUGCUGGUACUUUUGUAAUCAGGAUUUCAUGUAUCAUUUGUAAAGGGAAGUGAGCACUUUUCAUGGAUAUAAGGGAAAAAGCUGUAGAGAUGGUCAUCCCCUUGGUCCUCAUCUCUGGUGUCAGAGUCGUGUCAUUAAAGUGUGGGAAGUGGUCCCAGCAGAGGCAUGGGUGUUCCUGGGACAGCUUCUACCGUCUCUAAAGCACUUUCACGCACAGUACAUUAAUGCCGCCACUGCUGUGGCUGCCGGGUCACCUUGGGUUUGCUUCUGACCCUGUAUGUGUCAGAACCCACGCACAUUAGUUAUGGUCACCUUUUCUCCAUAAACUCUCAUGGUCCAGGCGAUGGGGUAGAGAAGCUACCUGGAGCCAGUUGAGUUGCAUAUGUCUAAACGGACAAGCAGUGGUUUCAAAAGAAGAGGAGAGAACAAAGCAAAUGCGUCUUUUGGUGAAUGGUUUGUUGUUUUUGGUUUUUUGCCCAGUUUGUUUUGGUGGGAAAAACAACUGUGUGCUGCCUAGCGUAUGUAAAUUUGUAGUCUAUAUUUAUGAGACCAUUGCUUAAAAAUUAUAAAUUAUGUAAAUACAUUAAUAACUUCUGAAUUCCUUUCAGUACUCAUUUAGUCCUGUGCCCAGUGUCCUAUGUGCCCACCCAUUUUUCAGCCUGUCCACAGGAACCUCUGAAACCCAUUUACCUUGUGCAGAAGCAUGGAGCACUUAUCUCGAAGCUUCCUUCCUCCUCCCCUCAGCCUCCCGCAUCCCAUCUGGAAAUGGUAAUAAAGACAUAUGCCUCCCUGACAAGCCUGGCUAGUCCUUCCAGCCCGGGUGAGAGGGGGCCCAGCACCCGCCAUUCACCUAAGGCGAGAGGGAGCUUCUCUCAGCUCCUCCAGAGAGCUCGGACCAACUGUUUUAAGAGUGCUUUGCUUAUUAACAGCCGGCUCACCUCUCCCUCCUUUAUCUUCUCUUGCCUGUGUCAGUGCUUCACACUCUUUUCCCUCAGGAGCCUAAUGAGGUUUUUAAUAUAAUCUAAAAAUAAAGCACCCAAGUGAAGCUGCUGGAAAUUUGUUCCUGGCCUAAUUUGGCGCCCUUCCAGCCUGGGUAUUGUAAGGGAAGGAAAUUUACAAGAUUAAAUAGGAAAUGAAACAGCUUGAAUUUCAAACCAAAUUGUGUUUUCAGAGCUGUCCUUAACUGAAUAGUCAAAACUUUUAAAAACAAUUGUUACUACAUUAUGCCCCUCCCCCAGAUGCUUAAGAUGGAGAGGGCCUAAUAGACAGGCAACACUGGACCUGAACAUGGCCUCCAGUGCCUUAUCCUCACUGCAGUCAGACUUUGAGACCUCUAGAUCAGCAAAAACAGUGCUGCCUGGCUCAUGUGGAUAGGGCUGCCCAUGUGAGACCCUUUCUAUCUCGUCUCACCAAAAGAUGGUAGCGCUUCUUGACCUGAACAGUUGAGUAACACACAUGAGUGUGCAGGAAAACACCUCUGCCCCUACUGCUCUGCUGCCACAGCCGAUGGCUGCUCUCUUCUGCAGCUCCCGACCUUGCGCUGCCUUCCCUUGUGUGUCACAUGGAGAGAAUGACUGACCAUGGCUUCCUGUCUUUUCAACAGGAUGAGAAGCAUAGACUCUGUGUUCAUGUCUUUCUCUCUGUCGCCAGUCUGUCCUAGACACACAGGGGCUGUCCUAUGCAUGGUAUUGUGCUGUACUCAGUGACAGCAGAUUUCCGUCAGGCCCACCCUUCCUGCUCGAAGAGCGCAGAUAGCUAGAUCUCCACUUACUUGCCUCUUCUCAAGAACGCAGAUGAAAAUGGAGUCAUAGUGGUUUCUGGCCACAUUUUAGAUUAAGCAGGAAUCCAAUAUACAUUCUUUGUUUUCCUGGCUGUUUCGUAAGAGAAAUAGCCAGACUCCAAAGGCAUUAAGACACAGCCCCUCCAUAAAAAUCUUUGAUUCCCUUGUGACGCAGGGCCAUUUUUAAAAACUUUGAAGAAUGAGCAGAAGGGAAGAUCUUUAAUUAACUGCCGGUGUGUAUUGAUCUCUUUCAGAGGAACUGGAAUAAGCUCCUUGCAGGUGUCCGAUCCUAGGAACCACUGUCUCUCCAUGUCUCCUUCUACAUAAGUGUUUUUCUGAUUCUGUGAUAACUAAUUAACUAUCAUUUGGUGAUUAAAGGAACAUAGAGUGAGAGCCUGAUUAAGUGUCCUUCAGUGUAAACUCUGAGAAGUGAUUGGGGAGAAAUACCUGCUGCAAGCCCUUCUGCCUCCCAGUGAAACGCCAUCACCCGCUUGUCAGCUGCCUCCAAGACAAGUGCUGGACAUGGCAGCCGAGAGAUUAAUUCCUCUUAAAAUAACCCGGGUCCUUGUUCCUCAUCUAUGAUGGCGUUUGAAGUGUCCGCCUCCUCUCGUCGUGCUCCUGUCCUUUCCAUGCCUACCCAGGUCAGAGGCUUGAGAUUUUCUCAUGAGAGGCUUGGCUACUUGAAGAGGCCAGUGUCCUUGUUGAGAUGAGCUGCCCUGUGGGUUUUUUUUAAUAGAUGACAGGGAGGGAGGGGGCGACCUACAUUUAGUUUUAAGACUUCUCUGUAAGUCUUACAUGUAUUCCUUGUUUCCAGGAGGAAAAUAGGUUUGGGGGCUUUCUAAAGCUCUAAGAGACAAAGUACUGAAGUUGCUUUUGUAGUAGGUAGCUGUCUCCUGGCACCCUAGGCUGCCAGACCAGAGGACCUGCUGCUAUAUUUCAAGGGUGGGAUUGGUUUGGGAUACAUUGCAUGCCAGCACAUCAGGCUCCGCGUCCCAGAAGGCAACGGUACAUUGCCGACAUUGAUGGGGUACGGCUUAGCACCUCUUCACACACAUUCUUCCAGAACCCUCAGACACCUGUGUGUCUGCAAGACCCUGCAGGGGUCAUGAAAGAAUCCUCACCUGGGGACCCCUAAGCUAACAUGCAAUCCUGCUUCAGAACAUGGCUGCCAAACAGGCUGGCUUUUAUCAUUAAACUUAGCAGGCUGUUACACUGACUGGUAAGCACAGAAUGACCGUGGGAGCUGGCUCCUGGAAUCCCCUGGAAGUUGUCAUUUAAACUUGUUCUGAAGGGACAAGCAAUAUACUCUUUGUUAUUUGAUUCCAAGAUGUUCUACCUCUUAACAGCUCAUAAGUUUCUAAGGAAUAAAUGGGGUGCACCUUCAAGAUUCAAGCUGUCUACUAUGUCUUGCUUGAUCUCCUUGACUUAUCAAAAAACAAAAUUCCAUGAUGUAUAAGAUGAUACUUAAGAUAGCUAUGAAUAUGUUUUUGUUUUAGGAGUUGACACUUGCUAUGAAGUCUGAUGACACAAAUUCAAUCCCUCAAUUCUAUAUAAUAGAAGGAGAAGAAUUCCACGGGUUGUCCUCUUACCUACAUACAUAAUACAUACAUACACACACAUACACACACCACAUCAGUAAAUGUCAUAAUUAAAAAAAAUGUUCUGAGCAUGCUGUUAUGUAGAGGAUAAACAGAGCACUGUGCAGCUUUGGAAAAGGGGGGUCAGAUAGAAUUUAGCCCGAGACUCAGAGGGAUGACCUCAGUGAGUUUCCUGUGGCAGCAGAAAGGCUCGUCUCGACUUCCAGUAAUAGAAAACCAGGCAAUUUGAUUAUCUGAUUUUCGAGAAAUGUUAAUGGAAUUCCAGGGCAUUUGUCCUGUUUUAUGUGCAAAUGAAAGUCUAAAAAAUAUGAGAAGGAUACUCCACUUCUCAGGAGCCUCCCUUCUGUAUCUCGGAAGGUGAUGAGCGAGGGACCUGCCGUGAUGAAGUUCAUUAGGUGGUGCUGCGAAGGGCAGAUGGAUAGAGCCCGGGAUGGCCGUAUUUCUCAGCUCGUCCUUCAGGGUGCUCUUAGCAUGGAAGAGAGUGAUUUACUCUCUGGAGCUAGGGCUUCCACCAGCAUGCAUCACGUUUAAUUUGAUGGUCUGUACUAUCAGAAAUAACUAAUAUCUGUGUUCUUUCCUCUCAGAGAGUAAUCAAUUAUAGAUGUGCUAGAAUAUUUUGGCUUCAAAACAAAAGGAUUCAGAAGUUUAAUAAUAAAAAAAAAGUCUCAGGCCUUCCAUCGAUGCCUUUUUAUUAUGUUGAACAUUUUAGAUAGCGAGAUUAGAAUAUAUAAAUAGUAGAUGGUGAGAUUAAAAUCAUAAUGUCUAACAAACUUAAGAAAAAAUGUUUUAAUUUGCUGUGAGUUCAUUUUAUGGUGCCCAGCGCCUCAUCAAAAUGCUACAUAAUUACAACAAGCAAAAACCUGGGUAGCUCUCCACAGACAGGCCUUAAGUGCCAAGUUCUAUCUGCCAAUUAACGGGGAGUCCUAAGACAGCAAUGAUUUUUUUAAAGAGCCUUCUUUAAUUGACAGUUUUCAACUAUGGGUCUUAAUGUCCUCUUUAAUCGCACAGUAGAAACAGCCUGCUGGCUUCUGCAUGCCACUUCGUGAUUCAGGAACUUUCCAGUGUUUUGAGUCCUUUGGAGGGAGUCAUCAUUAAAACAGCAUGUUGCACACGGGGCCCGUGGUUGUUACUCAAAACCAGCAUUGUCAAAGAGGCCCCCAGCAUCAAAAGGCAAGCUGUGUGCUUCAGCCACCGCUCCAUGAAGCAAGACUUGAGUCAGCUGCUCAGCAACUAAAGUUGGCCCCACGCUCCCCUACUCCAGGCCGGUGCCAGGCCUGCCCACAAUGCUGUUUGCCUUGAGGACUAAUCCUAACAUUGGCCAUCAGUAACAUUUGGCAUUUAUACUUAAGUAAUCCAUUUUUCCCCUCGGAAAAGCUUGGAAGCAAGUCCAGAACUCUGUUCCCUCCCAUCCAUGUUUGAAGUUUACUGCUCGGUGCAUGAAACUUUUUCAACUUGGGUCAUACCCAUGAUAUCAAAGGAACCAGUCAGCUUGGAUGAUUGGCAGCCAGGUAGUCAGAGCAGCUGAUCGAAGCUCUAUUUUUAAAACAUUUGUUAGGCUGCUGUAGACAGAGCUUUAUUGCCCUGGGAAGGAUCUUUUUUUUUUUUUUUUUUUUUUAACUCGCCCCACUCAGUCUUUCCAUCAUUUUACAUUGUGAGUCACUCACACCGUCAUCAAUCACCACCCUGACCUUCAGAAAUUACGGCCUGCCUUCUACAAGGAUCGGUAUGGAAUUCUCCCUCAGGCUCCCUGCCCCAGCCACCUCCACAGCUGCACACAUGACGCACCCUUCUCUGUGGGGGAAAGAGCCCCCAGAACUUGUAGAAGGGCAGUGGGCAGUAUGAGCCUGAGAGGCAGAUACAACUCCAUUGACAGAAUGUGAUCUGUCACUAGUGACAGGACGAUGGGCUGAAGGGAUCAGAACUCCAUGGAGUUUGUAAGAGAACACUUAUGUGGAGUUUAAAAGUCCAAAUCAGACAUCUAGAGAGAAAAGACAAUCUAAGCCCUUAUACCGGCAAUCCUUUUUUUUUCUUCUGAGAGUGCUAUCCCUUGUCAAGACCCAAUGUCAGGAAUAAGCAACCUGUGUCUUUUACAGUAGCAUCUAUUUGAAAUUGCAGUUGCCCCUGGUUUCCCAAGGCUGGUAGCUCUCUAAAUAGCCCGAACUUAAGCCACAGUGGCUUCACAACAAAUGACAUACUGCCUGCUUACCUGUACCACUGUACUGGAGUGAGGAUUUGCCAUGCCCGUAUGGAUGUUCAAUGACUAUUUUUGCAGUCUGACCUUGGGCUGGACCUGAGUCUACGUAAACUGUAUGAUGUCUGUUGUUUGUAAAUGCCGAUUUAAAAAAACUCAGCCAUUUGCUUUUUGUUGUAAGAUUUACAUUUUGUAUACUUCCAUUUGCAGACAGUAGGUCUGGCACGCUUUGGAACAGUGUUUCUUCAGCUUGACUUCUAUCAUAUGCUUUUAUAGAGUGUGGCAUGCUCUGUCACUAAAAAAUUUGUGUUAAGAAUAAUGUAAACAUUUUGUUAAUAAAGUGCUAUGUUUACAUA